GAGGUAUUUAUUGGAGCACCAGUUGCAAAAUGUAAGGAAAGUAGACUUAAGAGUCCACAGAAUGUUAGAACCUGGCUGCUGUAUCUGCCAUGUACCUGGAGCAUUGGCUUGGCAGCUGAACCAGGUGGUUUUCCAGAUUGGUACAUGUUAUCCCUCUUUGGCACUGGAGCUGUUCUGAUGCGUGGAGCAGGCUGUACUAUUAAUGACAUGUGGGACCAGGACUACGAUAAAAAGGUUACAAGAACAGCAAGUCGCCCAAUAGCUGCUGGAGACAUUUCAACUUUUCAGUCCUUUGUUUUUCUUGGAGGACAGCUGACCUUGGCACUGGGUGUUCUUCUGUGUCUGAAUUACUACAGUAUAGCUCUUGGAGCAGCAUCCCUGCUUCUUGUCAUCACCUACCCGCUAAUGAAAAGGAUUACGUACUGGCCUCAAUUAGCCUUGGGGUUGACUUUUAAUUGGGGAGCAUUACUUGGAUGGUCUGCUGUCAAGGGCUCCUGUGAUCCAUCUGUUUGCCUGCCUCUGUAUUUUUCUGGAAUUAUGUGGACUCUAAUAUAUGAUACUAUCUAUGCCCAUCAGGACAAGAGAGAUGAUGCUCUGAUUGGGCUUAAGUCCACAGCCCUGCGGUUUCGUGAGGACACCAAGCAGUGGCUCAGUGGCUUCAGUGUGGCCAUGCUGGGGGCUCUGAGCCUGGUGGGAGUGAAUAGCAAUCAGACUGCACCCUACUACGCCGCUCUGGCUGCUGUAGGAGUCCAUCUGGCUCACCAGAUUUACACUCUGGACAUCCACCGACCUGAGGAUUGUUGGGAAAAAUUCACCUCGAACCGAACAAUAGGACUAAUGCUCUUUUUAGGGAUUGUCCUUGGGAAUUUGUGGAAAGAAAAGGAGACAGAUGAAACAAAGAAAAAUAUAGAUAAUAGAACAGAAAAUUAGCAAAUUAAGUUUAUCCAGGGACUUUUGAAGCAGAGUUUUACAAAACACUCUCAGGUCCUGUUAUCACAUAAUUAGAUUUGAAUGAGCAGUCUUAUGUUAAAGAAUUACAAACUAGAAGGUAAGACUUGGAGCAUACUUGCCUAGAUUUUAGGUUUGUACUAGUCACAUUCUUCCCCUGUCACAGAAACUGGGGACUCUUUAGGACUUGAGAUGACCUGGAGUACUUAAGUUAAUGCAUUCUUCUCAUCAUAAUUCUCAUCUGCAGUUUUGGGAAUUAUAUGAGUUUUGGCACUUUACAAAAAACCUGGUGCAUGUCUCAUCUAAAUGAAUGUCUCUAUAGGAAAAUAGACUCUUUUUAGGGGAAAAUAAAAGAAGGUUGGGGUUUAUUGUUCUUUAUUGUGACUUUUACUUACUGCCAAAAGCUGUAAUUCAGAAAACCAUUCUGUAUUUUAUAUUUCAGGAGAAUUUAAAUAAAUAAAUGAGGAUUUUUACCUACU
Molecule: messenger RNA, 1427 nt
Organism: Vicugna pacos (alpaca)
Lineage: Eukaryota; Metazoa; Chordata; Mammalia; Artiodactyla; Camelidae
Source: RefSeq, a predicted model, not a curated record